This is a messenger RNA of Trichoderma citrinoviride, 903 nucleotides long. RefSeq lists its product as hypothetical. The coding region runs from base 1 to 903 and encodes 300 amino acids. Lineage: Eukaryota; Fungi; Ascomycota; Sordariomycetes; Hypocreales; Hypocreaceae. The record is from RefSeq and is a predicted model, not a curated record. The transcript is spliced from 3 exons.
AUGACGGUCUUUUCGCCUGCUCUCCCACCGCCGUCAUCUUCAUCACCAGAAUCUUCGUCGUCCUCCUCGCGAUCGAUUACGCCUCCGCACCCAAGCCAUCGCGUGUCGUCCUCGGGAACGGUGCAGAUUGUCUCCCCUGGGGCGAUGACGUCGUCUUCCGCGACGUUUUCGGGGGGUGGUUGGUCGCCUUUGGGGAGGAGGAUGCAGCAGCAGCGGCGGCAGAGAGGGCAGUAUGGCCUGGGAGGAGGUGUUCCGCCUGAGGGAGGUGCGCCGUUUUGGUGGAUGGAUGGUUCGACGGUGGAUUUGUUACCUCGACAGGGCGAUGAUGAGUGUGAGAGAGGAGACUUGCUGGGCGGUGCUCGGGCUGGUAAACGAGGGGAGAUGAGGUGGCUUGUCCAUGUGGUUGUGCAUGGGGUUGUGUUGGCGAUGCAGAGCGGCGUUGCGGUGGGCGUGUUGACGGUGUUUGCGUGGAUGGGGAUGUGGAGGGAUGAUAGGGGGGAUGUGGGUGGUGUUUCUGGAGACAUGCUGCGCAGUAUUCCCUCUUUGGCGACAACUUCGGUCCUCAUCCUCUCCUUUGCGACCCUCAUGAUGCACGAAAUCUAUCUCCUCUCUGCGGUCGUGCUGCUCUACUUGCAGGCGGCUAUUCUCGCGCUCGCGACUGUUGCUGCGAUGAGCUUGUGGAUGAAGGGCGUUUGGGAGGAGAACGGCGUGGCCAAGUGCGUCUUGAUGAGUUGCGGGAUGAUGUUAUGGGGGACUUCGGGAUUGGCGUUUUUGAGGGCGGUGGUGGUGUGGAAGGUGACGACGAGCUUGGUGGGCGAGGAUGAAGGGGUGGGAGAGGGAGGGAGGAGUGGUGAGGUUGUUCAGGGGGGGUAUGCGACUUUUCGGGGAUCUGGGUCUGCAUGA